AUCCCGGUGCAGUCACCCAAUAUAGCCGCAGUAUUACUACGCUCCCAGCGGGGCCUAGUAUUAAUAUUCUUAGUAUACAUCCCUAGGGAUGGCGCUACAUUAGCGGAGCGGGUACAGUUACUACAAGAUACUAUUAGUAAAACUAAAGAGAAAGAGGGACCGGACCUAAAGAUCCUCGUUACAGGGGAUUUUAACCGGCACGACCAGCUAUAG
Aplosporella prunicola CBS 121167 is the source of this 213-nucleotide messenger RNA. RefSeq lists its product as uncharacterized. The annotation marks the transcript as partial. Lineage: Eukaryota; Fungi; Ascomycota; Dothideomycetes; Botryosphaeriales; Aplosporellaceae. The record is from RefSeq and is a predicted model, not a curated record. The transcript is spliced from 2 exons.